AUGGGGUGCGCUGCUAGUGUUAAAGGAACUGAAACUCCAAAGUCGAAUAGUUCAUUUCAAAUAUCAUACAGUAAGGAUGAAACUGUGUUGUCUGCGUUGGUGAGAUUUGAUGAAGAAAUAUCGUCGUGUGAGGGGUCCCACCCUGUUCAGAGAUUGGCUGUCACCUCGGCCGAAUUACGGAGUAUUCAAAUUGAAAUUGCUGAAUUUGACGGUGUUCCUUCUGAAGUCACUGUCGCUAAAUAUGCAAAGACGAUACAUCAGAUGUUUGUAGCCCUGGAUUUAUACAAACGACCAAUGUUAGCUGCUGAGAACGAAGAUUUCGUAGCUAACGUCAACAGAAAAGAAAUGCGCUAUUUAGAAUCAAAAUAUUUACGAAUACGAGAAAGGGAUUUGGAACGUGAGAGCCAACUGUUACACACGCAGCUCUUGCGAUUGAAAGCUUUAUACACAAAUCUUCAAAUGUUACUAGACUCACUAUGGUUCAAAAAAUCAAGACCAGCUUUAUACUUAGAAAGCGCCUUGCAGCGUUCCCAAGAAUUGCGUAACGCGCUGGCAUCAGUAAGUAUGCGGUUACGCGCUGCCUCUGAGUAUGGACAAAACGCGAUACGCCUCGUGGAGGCGGCUUUGCGAGCUUGGAAACUCGGUUCUAUUGCAAGAAGUGGUGGGGAGCGCACAUCUUCGUGCGCAGACGCAUGUAGUUUGCUAAUUCAGGCGCGAUGUCAGGAACGUGGGGCGCGACGUGUCCUUUGUGCUCGAGCAGCCCCGAGAGCGGCUCGUACUGUCAGACUGACACUUGACUAUGCUUUUACAGACUGCCUUCACGACCACAAAAAUCAAAGAGCUACUGAGACAUUUAUCCUAUUUAAGGAAACCUUGGAGCAGCUCGUUUCAUCCAUACACAAGGUUAUGUUAUCUAACAUGGACAACCUAAUCGUUGCUGAGAAGGAAGUCACAGAAUAUAGGCGACAACUGAGAGCAGCAAGGAUCAACAAUAUUGUUCGAAAUGGUCUGGCUGAGUUGCAUUAUAAAAAAGACGAACUUAAACGUCUUCAAAUGCAGAUUAAUUAUAUGGACCCGUAG
This is a messenger RNA of Pieris brassicae (large cabbage white), 1080 nucleotides long. RefSeq lists its product as uncharacterized. The record is from RefSeq and is a predicted model, not a curated record. Bases 1 to 1080 code for a protein of 359 amino acids. The transcript has 9 exons. Lineage: Eukaryota; Metazoa; Arthropoda; Insecta; Lepidoptera; Pieridae.